AUGCUCGCCGUCGCUCUUCUCGCGGCGCCCUCAAACGCCGCCUCUCGCCCCCGUCCGCGUCGCGGGGAGGCACUCAUCGGCACGCGCAACCGCACCGACUUCAGCAUUAAGCUCUCGACCGACGCGCCGGCGCCCGCCCUCGCAGCGUCUGCCUCGCGCAAACCCGACAAGGCCACGGAGCUGCUGCUCCACCAAGACGUCCUCGGGCGUGAGUGGGCGCUGUUCGAUGUCUUGCCGGACGCCACCUUCCAUCCGACCUUCUCCUUCCCGUUCAACCUCUCCAAGUUCAGCGGAGCCAACUCACGCGCCGCCGGCCCGACCACCUUCAAGCCCAUCGGCGCCGCGGCCGACGCCGCGCUCGCCUCCUUUGGCGAGACCACCGGCGCGGCCAUGACCGAGAUCGGUAAGACCUACCCGAUUACCUCCAAGCUCAACAUCGGCUCCUACGCCGAGCUCUUGACGACCGCGACCCUGCUCUUUCUGCAUCCUUGUGCGGCCGUGCUGGCGCUGCUCCUUGCGGCGUGCCUUGAGCCGCUGUUGCGUGGGCAGGUCAAGAAGAAGAGGGUGGAGGGCCGCAGCCACGCAGCGAUCUCCGUACCCUUGCUCUCCAGCACGCGUGCUCUCCGAGUCGGCAUUGUGAUCCUCUUCUGCCUGCAGGGCGUAUGCGGCACACCAGCGGCACCGCUCCAGCCCGUCAACGUCAGCAGCCCGUGCUCGCUCACCGACGGCGGCUCGUGCGCCGCGUCGCCAAACUACCCGAACAGCUACGGCAACAACGAGGAGUGCACCAUCAGCGGCGUGCCGCCGGUUGGGUUGGAGACGGUCGCCUUUGAGGUGGAGGCGGGCAACGGCUGCCCCUACGACUAUCUCACCGUCAACGGCACGAAGUACUGCGGCACCUCGGGGCCGCAGGGCGCGGUGGCGGAGGACGGCGUUAUCGAGUGGUUCUCGGAUGGCAGCGUAGUCAGGUCGGGCUGGAAGGCGCGCCCCUGGUCCCUCUCGCUCCCCCCGUCUCUCUCCUCUCUGAUGCCCUCCUCCCUCUGCCGUCAGAUCUGCUGGGCGACCCGGCCGCCAUCACCGCCGUCGCCGCCGCCAUCGCCGUCGCCGCCGCCAUCGCCGCCGCCGUCGCCGCCAGCUUCACCGCUUCCGCCUCCGCCGCCGCUCUCCCCCUUUGUCGCCGCGGAGAGCGAGGCCGAGCUCCGCUCCCUGAUCCAGUAUGCUGCUGUCACUGCGGCUGACGUCUCAAUCUACCUGCCGCCCAGCGACGUCGAGAUCAUCGACUCCGCCGUGACUGACUGCGCUGCUACUGGCUCCUCUCCCGACGGGUACGGCGGCGUCGUCUUCGCGGUGAGCAGCGGUUCGGUCUCGAUAAGCGGCUCGACCGUGACGGGCUGCUCUGCUGGCUGGGACGGCGGCGUCGUCUACGCGUGGUACAGCGGUGCGGUCUCGAUAACCAGAUCGAACGUGAGGGACUGCUACGCUGGCUAUGAGGGCGGCGUCGUCUUCGCGAAUCGCAGCGACUCCCUCUCCAUCGCGGGUGUCGACUUCAUCGACAACGUUGCAGUGGACAGCACAGGCUCGGUGCUGUACCUGCGGAGCGUCGAACAAACCUCCAUCAGCAACGCCUCCUUCACCGGCAACACCGGUAUCACGGUCAAGAUCAUGUUUGGCUUCUACCAGAUCAGCACCGUCUUGUCAUCCACCUACUCGGCGCGGCUGCCGCCAGAGUACACGGACUGGACCGACAAGCUGGCCAAUGCGAUCUCCAUUGACUGGUCUGGCUUUUACCUGCCGGAGCAGUGCCUCGGCUACGCUCUGCGGCUCCUCGCCAUCGCCCUCUCCCCCGUCGCCCUCAUCGCCCUGCUCAUGAUCGCGGGAAUAAGCCUGCGUCUCCACUGCUGGCGCGCCGCCCCGGCGCCGCGCGAGAGGCCGUGGUACGCGGAGGCGGCCCUCGGCCUCCUCGACCUCACGCCCGCCGGCUUGGCCUACACCAUCUCUCCGCCAAACGAGCCCCUGCGGCAGGUCUCCUACAUGCGGCAGGACGCGAGCGUCGAGUGCGGUUCCGACGAUCACGGACCCAUCAAGAACCUCGCCAUCGGCUUCAUCGUCCUCUGGCCCGCCGGCUCGCUGGUCCUCUUCACGUCGCUCCUCGCCGCCUGCUACAAGCCGCUGCAGGCCAAGACGCCGAAUGCGCUGACGCGGGCCACCGCCUUCCUCCACAGGGAGUACGAGAAGACCUGGUACUGGUGGGAGGCGGUCGAGCUGGCGCGCAAGCUCGUGCUGACCGGAUUCGUGCUGCUGAUACCGGAGGAGCGAGCCUUUGUUCGCCUCGUGGUGGCGACCCUGAUCUGCUCGUGCUACGCCGUCGCACUCGCCGUCGUUCGGCCCUACAAGCGGGUCGAGGACAACGUGGUCGCCGUCGCCACGAGCCUCGUGCUCCUCCUCCUCUUCCUCGGCGCCAACUGGAGCACCAUAUUCCUGAGCAUCGAGGAGAGGCACCCCGACACAGCGGAGGCCGCCGCUGUCCUCGGGUUCGGCGAGCUCAAUGUGAUCGUCGACUCGAUGAUCAUCCUCGUUGCAGUCGUGCUCGCCUUCUUCCUCGUCGGCGCCAUCGUCGCCGCCCGCCGCGUCGCCAAGGUCCCCACGAUUCGACUCGUCUCGACCAAGCAGCCCCCCGAGAUGAGCAUCGGGACCGGCAUCACGUGGCACCUCUUCAACAGCCACAUCUGGUCGACCGGUCAAGACGCCGUAAAGGUCAUCAAGGGCGAGCUCCAGCAGCUGCUGCCAGACAUCAAAAACUGCCUCCGAGAGGUUCGCUCGUCGCUCGAGAAGGACAAGCCGCUCGUCCUCGUCCAAGAGGCGGACCCUGCAAAGGGCGGCGGGACGCUCCAGGCGCUGCGCGACGAGUGCCCCGAGGACCUGCAGCCGGCCAUCUUUGACAAGGACUGGCCGCUCACGAUCUGGUAUCGCAUCGAUGAAUUCCAGCUCAUCUCCCUCAAGAUCAUCGCCGAGGCGCCGCCGGCCGCAGCCAGCCGCUCUGCAGCGGUGCUCCUUUGUUCGCCCAACUUUCUGGACAAUACCACCCUCCCGCUCUGCGUGUCGGGCGAGCUCGAGAGCCAGUCGCUCGCCUUUUCCAAACCGUGCACGCUCUGGGCCUCGCCAGCCAACCCGGGCGCCGCAGAGCUGGCCUGCGAGCUUGCCAGGGCCUUUCCCGGCCUCACCGUCUCUACCGUUGCGGACGUUGGCUCCUCUGCAUCAGCACGCCCCUCCACGGCACUUCGCGGGUUGGCACGCCGAACGCGCCGCGCCGGCGAUGUGACCCACAUGCUGUUGUACCUCAAUCAGAAUACCUGGUUAGAGGACGACGGCGAGCGGCUGGCCGAGCAGGUCAAGCAGGCGCGGGAAGACAAGCUGAAGCUCGUCAUGGCGCACGAGAACGACCCCGCGCUCGGCGGCUGCCAGUUCUCGAGGAGCUCAUCGCCGGCGGACUCUACACGGACCUGGCAAAAUCGUGCUUCCCCGGUGUCGCUCGUCCUUCUGGCAAAGAGCCUAGGCGCGACCCCCGCUCGGUCGCGGGCGGACCUCCUCGUUUCGGGCAGCGUCGCUGAGGGCAGCACCAGCCUCGUGAAGCGCAGCCUUGGCGGCUUCAGCCGGGUGUUCGCCAAGAUGAGCAGCCGCAGCUCUGCGGAGGCGCGCGACGUCUCUGGAGGCGAGGCGUCGUCGGUGCAGCGGCAGGUCUGA
This is a messenger RNA of Emiliania huxleyi CCMP1516, 3741 nucleotides long. RefSeq lists its product as hypothetical. Bases 1 to 3741 code for a protein of 1246 amino acids. Lineage: Eukaryota; Haptophyta; Isochrysidales; Noelaerhabdaceae. The record is from RefSeq and is a predicted model, not a curated record. The transcript has 12 exons.